This is a messenger RNA of Phyllopteryx taeniolatus (common seadragon), 1423 nucleotides long. RefSeq names its product homeobox C12a (gene hoxc12a). The coding region runs from base 447 to 1367 and encodes 306 amino acids. Gene Ontology annotation, biological process: regulation of DNA-templated transcription. The record is from RefSeq and is a predicted model, not a curated record. Gene Ontology annotation, molecular function: DNA-binding transcription factor activity, RNA polymerase II-specific; sequence-specific double-stranded DNA binding. The transcript has 2 exons. NCBI's taxonomy places the organism in Eukaryota, Metazoa, Chordata, Actinopteri, Syngnathiformes, Syngnathidae.
ACAAAAACAGUUUUUCAUGUAGUAGAGCGUUUAACAAAAAAAUAAAAACUUUUGGCAUCUUGUAAAGGGAUUAAACGAGGCCACGGCCAGCUACUUUAGUGCGGUAGGUUUCAAAAGGAGAAGAAAUAAAAAAAGAAAAGGAAGAAAAAAAACAAAAGCAGGAGCAGCACUGGCUUCUUUUGGUCUCAUGGCUCGAGUCAAGAAAGAAACAAGAUUGUAGAAUUGUAUAAAAAGGUUUAUGGUAUUUUUAAAAAGCAUAUAAAGCUCAGAUAUAGACGAGUGAAUGUUUUGUUUUGUCUGAGCCGGAGCGAGUGGGUGGUACCCCGUACAGCAGAAGUUGGCCUGGACACGUGGUCUCGGGGUGACCAAUCAGACGCCCCCCCAGGUUUAACUAUGUUAAAUGUCAGAUUGCAAUAAACUAGAAGCUGUUGGUCGGGCCCGCGGAAAUGGGCGAACAUAAUCUCCUUAAUCCGGGGUUUGUGGGACCUUUGGUAAACAUCCACACCGGAGACACCUUUUAUUUCCCCAAUUUUCGAGCGUCGGGGGGACAACUGGCGGGGCUACCGUCUCUCUCCUAUCCGAGGAGGGACAACGUUUGCUCGCUCCCGUGGAAUCCUUCGGAGCCGUGCAAUGGAUACUCCCAAUCCUACUUCAGCAGCCCCGUUUCCAUUAACCCCUCGUUCAACCGCUCGUGUGAGAUCAGCAGAGCCGAGGAGGCCAAGUGUUACUACAGUAACGGCGCCCGGGAGGCGUGCGGCAUCGGCGGCGGCGGCGGCGGCGGAGGAGGAGGAGGAGGCGCAGGAGGAGGCUCGGGCUCGGGCUCGGGUGGCCUCAAACGGGAGGACAGGGCGAGGGACACAUCCUCCGCAUCCUUAACAUCCGAGCACGGGAUGCACGCCGUGAUCGGCGCCGCGGCGGCAGGCUCCGGCGCCUCAGCCUCAGCCGCAGCCGCCUUCGCCAAAUACGAGUACGGGAACGAGCAGCUGACGCAGGACCCUCCGUCCUGUCAGUCCUUGGAGUCCGACUCCAGCUCGUCCCUGCUCAACGAGAGCGGCAAGCCCCCAUCCGGCGACGCGCAGAGCCUGGUGUCCCCGGGAAGCCACGCGAGCAACAUCGCCGCAGGCGGAGGUGCCCCGUGGUAUCCGAUGCACACACGGACCAGGAAGAAGCGCAAACCUUACUCCAAACUUCAGCUGGCCGAACUGGAGGGUGAAUUCAUGCUGAACGAGUUCAUCACCAGACAGCGGCGGAGGGAGCUCUCCGACCGGCUCAACCUCAGCGACCAGCAGGUGAAGAUCUGGUUCCAGAACCGCAGGAUGAAGAAGAAGAGACUCAUGCUGAGGGAACAAGCGCUGGCCUACUUUUAGUGCUGAUGCGGCUGCAGAAGGUGAAUCAAUAAGGCACUCCCCCCCCACCACCCACC